GCUCGGCGGCGGCUCAGGAGGGAGGGCGGGAGGCGGGAGGGAGGCGGCCCCGCGGCACCGCGCCCCCUCCCCCGGCCCUCCCCCCACCAUGGCGCGGAGCGAGGCGGCGGCGGCGGGGCCGGGCCCGGGGCCCCCCCGGGCUGGGUACCCGCCCAGGCCCUGACUCCCUGCAGAGAGGUGAGUGGGGUCCUUCAGGCUGGGGAGAGAGAUGUGGAGUGAUUGGGCCUGUUCUGAGCCAGCCGGAGGCCUGACGCCCUGCCUGAUGAAGAAACCGAGAUUCAGAGAGGUUCAGACACUUGCCCGAGGUCACACAGCUAGUCUCACGCCCCACUCCUCCCGCCUUCCCCCUGCACCAUGGCUCCGGGCCCCUUCUCCUCGGCGCUCCUCUCGCCGCCGCCUGCUGCCCUGCCCUUUUUGCUGCUGCUCUGGGCCGGGGCGUCUCGUGGUCAGCCCUGCCCCGGCCGCUGCAUCUGCCAGAACGUGGCGCCCACGCUGACCAUGCUGUGCGCCAAGACCGGCCUGCUCUUCGUGCCGCCGGCCAUCGACCGGCGCGUGGUGGAGCUGCGGCUCACUGACAACUUCAUCGCGGCCGUCCGCCGCAGAGACUUCGCCAACAUGACCAGCCUGGUUCACCUCACCCUGUCCCGUAACACCAUCGGCCAGGUGGCCGCCGGCGCCUUCGCCGACCUCCGCGCCCUCCGCGCCCUGCACCUCGACAGCAACCGCCUGGCCGAGGUGCGUGGCGACCAGCUCCGCGGCUUGGGCAACCUCCGCCACCUGAUCCUCGGCAACAACCAGAUCCGCCGGGUGGAGUCCGCCGCCUUCGAUGCCUUCCUGGCCACCGUGGAGGACCUGGAUCUGUCCUACAACAACCUCGAGGCCCUGCCGUGGGAGGCUGUGGGCCAGAUGGUGAACCUGAACACCCUCACGCUGGACCACAACCUCAUCGACCACAUCGCCGAAGGGACCUUCGUGCAGCUGCACAAACUGGUUCGCCUGGACAUGACCUCCAACCGCCUGCACAAACUGCCCCCUGAUGGGCUCUUCCUGAGGUCCCAGGGCUCGGGGCCGAAGCCGCCCACGCCGCUCACGGUCAGCUUCGGCGGCAACCCCCUGCACUGCAACUGCGAGCUGCUCUGGCUGAGGCGGCUGACGCGGGAGGACGACCUGGAGACGUGCGCCACCCCCGAGCACCUCACCGACCGCUACUUCUGGUCCAUCCCCGAGGAGGAGUUCCUGUGUGAGCCCCCGCUGAUCACGCGCCAGGCGGGGGGCCGGGCCCUGGUGGUGGAGGGCCAGGCGGUCAGCCUGCGGUGCCGCGCCGUGGGGGACCCCGAGCCCGUGGUGCACUGGGUGGCGCCCGACGGGCGGUUGCUGGGGAACUCGAGCCGGACCCGGGUGCGGGGGGAUGGGACGCUGGAUGUGACCAUCACCACCUUACGGGACAGCGGCACCUUCACCUGCAUCGCCUCCAACGCCGCGGGGGAAGCCACGGCGCCCGUGGAGGUGUGCGUGGUGCCCCUGCCUCUGAUGGCGCCCCCGCCAGCCGCCCCGCCGCCUCUCACGGAGCCCGGCUCCUCUGACAUCGCCACGCCCGGCCGCCCUGGUGCCAACGAAUCGGCCACCGAACGCCGGCUCGUGGCGGCCGAGCUCACCUCAAACUCGGUGCUCAUCCGCUGGCCCGCCCAGAGACCUGUGCCCGGCAUCCGCAUGUACCAGGUCCAGUACAACAGCUCCGCGGAUGACUCCCUUGUCUACAGGAUGAUCCCAUCCACCAGCCAGACCUUCCUGGUGAACGAUCUGGCAGCAGGCCGCGCCUACGACCUGUGCGUGCUGGCUGUCUACGACGACGGGGCCACGGCACUGCCGGCCACGCGAGUGGUGGGCUGCGUGCAGUUCACCACCGCGGGGGAUCCCGCGCCCUGCCGCCCACUGAGGGCCCAUUUCUUGGGUGGCACCAUGAUCAUCGCCAUCGGGGGCGUCAUCGUCGCUUCGGUCCUCGUUUUCAUCGUUCUGCUCAUGAUCCGCUAUAAGGUCUACGGCGACGGCGACGGUCGCCGCGUCAAGGGUACCUCCAGGUCGCCGCCGCGGGUCAGCCACGUGUGCUCGCAGACCAACGGCGCAGGCGCCCCGCAGGCCCCGCCCCCGCCGGCGCAAGACCGUUACGAGGCGCUGCGCGAGGUGGCGUCCCCCGCUGCUGCCGCCGUGGCGGUCGAGGCCAAGGGCCCCGCGGCCGAGACGGCUUCCGCGGAGCCGGAGACCGUCCUUGGACGCUCCCUGGGCGGCUCGGCCACCUCGCUGUGCCUGCUGCCGUCUGAGGAAACCUCUGGGGAGGAGUCUCGGGCCGCGGCGGGCCCUCGGAGGAGCCGUUCCGGGGCCCUGGGGCCGCCAGCUUCGGCGCCUCCCACUCUAGCUCUGGUUCCUGGGGGCGCCCCGGCCCGGCCGAGGCCGCAGCAGCGCUAUUCGUUCGACGGGGACUACGGGGCGCUCUUCCAGAGCCACAGUUACCCGCGCCGCGCCCGGCGGACAAAGCGCCACCGGUCCACGCCGCACCUGGACGGGGCCGGAGGGGGCGCGGCCGGGGAGGACGGAGACCUGGGGCUGGGCUCCGCCAGGGCACGCCUGGCCUUUACCAGCACCGAGUGGAUGCUGGAGAGUACCGUGUGAGCGGCAGGCGGGCGCCGGGACGCCUGGGUGCCGCGGACAAACGCCCAGCCGCCCGGACGCCGGGGCAGGACUCGCGGGAGAAAGCGCGGCGCCUAGUCGUCGGACUGGAGGCGGAGACUCGCCCUUCUCCUCCCCGGAAGGGGCGGGACUGCCUCGUCUGAGGCUCCUGGCCACGCCCCCGGGCCCCGGGGAGUUAGGGGGCGGGCAGCCGGGCCCCCUUCCUCCGCGGACUCCUCGCCCCCCUCCUGCCCCUCCCCGCGCGCGCUCGCGGACCUCGCUGGAGCCGGUGCCUUACACAGCGAAGCGCGGGGAGGGGCAGGGCCCCCCCGACACUGCAGCACUGAGACACGAGCCCCUUCCCCCCGCCCGGGACCCGGGGCAGGGGCGAGGGGCCCAUUUCUUGUAUCUGGCUGGACUAGAUCCUAUUCUGUCCCGCGGCGGCCUCCAAAGCCCCCACCCCACCCCAUUCACCUCCCUGGUCCCGUCGGGUCUGGCUUGGGGUCCCCCUUUUCUCUGUUCCCUUUGUCUCUGUCCCGCCCUCUGUCGUCUUUGUCUUACGUGUCUGUCCUUCCCUAUUUGUGUCUCCUUUCUCCGUCCUGUCGUCUCUUCUCCCUCUGCCCUCCCAUAUCUUGUCCAGUCUUCCUAUUUCUCCCGAUUACCUCUUCCCACUACACAUUCUCCCGGGCAGGUCCCACUGGAAGGACCAGACUCUCCCCUAUUCCUUCCUCUUUUCCCAAAUAAAUCCCCACAUGAACAAAAUCCAAAACCAAAUCCCCCUCCCUGCCGGAGCCGGGACCCUCCGCCGCAGCAGAAUUAAACUUUUUUCUGUGUCUGA
This is a messenger RNA of Mirounga angustirostris (Northern elephant seal), 3502 nucleotides long. RefSeq names its product leucine rich repeat and fibronectin type III domain containing 1 (gene LRFN1). Gene Ontology annotation, molecular function: protein binding. The transcript is spliced from 5 exons. NCBI's taxonomy places the organism in Eukaryota, Metazoa, Chordata, Mammalia, Carnivora, Phocidae. The record is from RefSeq and is a predicted model, not a curated record. Gene Ontology annotation, cellular component: postsynaptic density membrane. The coding region runs from base 355 to 2667 and encodes 770 amino acids.